AUGUCUACUUCAGCUGCUGUUGAUGCAGCCUGCAUCUUCUGCAAGAUCAUCAAAGGUGAAAUUCCAUCUUUCAAGUUGAUCGAGACAAAGCACUCGUUCUCCUUCUUGGACAUUCAACCCACAACCGAAGCCCACGUUUUGGUUAUCCCCAAGUACCACGGCGCCAAAUUGCACAACGUCCCAGAUGAAUAUUUGGCUGACAUCUUGCCCGUCACCAAGAAACUGGCCAUCGCAUUGGAUCUAGCCGUGGAAUCGCCCGAAGGUGUGGGCUACAACGUGCUGCAAAACAAUGGUCGUAUUGCCCACCAGGUUGUCGAUCACGUACAUUUCCAUUUGAUCCCCAAGAGAAACGAAGAAACAGGAUUGAUCGUCGGAUGGCCGGCCAUCGACACCAAUUUCGAAAAGUUGGGCCAAUUGCACAAGGAAUUACUCAAGAAACUUGAAAAUUGA
Molecule: messenger RNA, 450 nt
Organism: Lachancea sp. 'fantastica'
Lineage: Eukaryota; Fungi; Ascomycota; Saccharomycetes; Saccharomycetales; Saccharomycetaceae
Source: the annotation of a GenBank genome assembly